AUGGAUACUUACACGUCGACCGGCGGCGUUGUUGUGCAGGUUCAUCAUGAAGCGGACGUGCCAUCCCUUCUCCAUGGCGUCGAGGAGACGACGAGAAAAUUGGCGACCGUAUUGCACGUUAUGGUCGCAGCCCUGCCAUUGCCAGUCUUCGGCGCUGGACUUUUCGCGACCUCUGUUGUCGCAGGGACAAUCGACGAUGUGCGUCAGACAUGCUUCGGCCACGGCUUGGACGAUGCCGGCACUGAUCAUCGCGUAGACGAACGCGGUUUGCGGAACUCCUAA
Messenger RNA from Protopolystoma xenopodis, 282 nucleotides. The record is from the annotation of a GenBank genome assembly. Lineage: Eukaryota; Metazoa; Platyhelminthes; Monogenea; Polystomatidea; Polystomatidae.